AUGUACCAACCUCACCCUAGCGUCAAGGAAUGGAGUCCAGAGAAAGUGUCGAAUUUCUUAAAAUCCAACAAAUUUAACCUCUAUCUUGAAAAAGAAGAUAUUAGAGUCAUAGAUCGGCUUAAAUACUCUGGCGAAAAUUAUCUUCAGUCCACCGAAAAAGAGCUUGCGGAGUUUGGCUUUUCUCCUGGAGCAGCAAGAAGAAUUCUAAAAAUAAUAGAGUCAGAGCAAUCGAGAUUACCGAAUAACGAUCAAUAUUCGCAAGUUUCAAUCAAUAUUGGAAGAGGAGAACCUUUAGCUUCGACAUAUAAACUACACGAUGACUCAAGAAAUAAUAUUUCGGCAUCUCAAAAGUCGACUAAAAAAAGAUCGACCCUAGAUGACCUUGCUUCAAGUUUAGAUAAUGUUGAAGUGCUUCGAGAUAUAUUUAAGAAAAUAUUUGACCAACGGAAAGAGGAAGAAGGUCUUUCAUUUAAAAAUGUAGCCGAGGAGAUUGGGAAAGACAAUAUUAGUUCAAGCACUUUAUCAAAUUUUUAUCAUGGCGACUCAAAACUUCGCGUAGGUCAAAACAAAAGAGCAGUCCAAGAGUGG
Molecule: messenger RNA, 588 nt
Organism: Acaulospora morrowiae
Lineage: Eukaryota; Fungi; Glomeromycota; Glomeromycetes; Diversisporales; Acaulosporaceae
Source: the annotation of a GenBank genome assembly